CCUGAAGAAUCACCUCAGCAAACACACAGGAGAGAAACUCUUCUCCUGUGAGGUUUGUGGGAAAGGUUGCAGCCACAAGAGCGCACUGAAGCACCACAUGCUGACCCACACCGGAGAAAGGCCAUAUGUGUGCGAGACCUGCGGCAAACGCUGCGGCCACGCCAGCGCGCUCCAGAACCACAUGAGGAUCCACACCGGCAAGAAACCGGGCCAGCAGCCGGUCUGCGACGUCUGCAGCAAGAAAUUCCACUCCACGGUCAAACUUAAGUAUCACAUGAGCAUCCACACAGGGGAGAAGCCGUACGCCUGCGAUCAGUGUGGUAAGAAGUUUAGCAACCCCAGCAAUCGGAGGGUGCACCAGACGAUCCACUCGGGGGAGAAGUUGUAUGGCUGCAACGUCUGUGGCAAGAGGUUCACUCAGUCCACCAGCCUCAAGCUGCACAGAAGUAUCCACACGGGGGAGAAACCGUACAACUGUCAGGUCUGUGGGAAAGGAUUCCUGAACAGUGGGGACUUCAGGAAACAUCAGAGGAGUCACCUAGGGGUGACUGUCUGAAAAAAUGCAGUGAAUCUCCAAAAUAUUAAACUACUAAAUGGUCACAUUCUAUACACAUUCACAUUUGCUUUCUGUACAGUGGGCCCCAUGCUGUGAAUGUGAUGAUAAAUACAAUGAGACAAUUGAGUCAGUCAUCAAUGAUUUCUUCAUCCUGCUCACACAGAUGAGUCAAAUCAUUUGAUUUCCUCCCCGGCUUUAGACCAUUGCUGGCUUCAUGUACGCGUAAGAGUCACUAUACCAGGAAGGAUAUCAAGAGGACCACAUGUAUCUUAUUCCCACUGCCAGAGGGCUAAAUGUGUUUAAAAUGUUUGGAUUCUCUCAUCUGACAGAUGCUGACUACCCAUACAUGUACGGCCUCAGCAAAACAAACAUAUAGUAUGUGCCCCCUUCUGGCCUCCAAGUUGUAUUACAAUACUUAAUGCCCUCGUCAACACAUUAUGACAUAUCCACAAAAUAUCUUAAUUCCUCAGUGCUCGUCUUAAGAAAAUGUUGCUGACAGGCUCUUGAAGAGAUGAGUAUUGACUAGAUGUGAAUUCUGGACCAGGUGUUCUCAGCUUCUGUUAGCAUUGGUUUGGUUUUGUUAAAAAAAAAAAAAAAAAGUUAAAUAGUACGAGAAUGUACCACUUUUUGUUUUGAGUUCAAACAGUUAUUAAAACAUACAUUUCUUUACUGUAA
Messenger RNA from Labrus bergylta (ballan wrasse), 1231 nucleotides. NCBI's taxonomy places the organism in Eukaryota, Metazoa, Chordata, Actinopteri, Labriformes, Labridae. The record is from RefSeq and is a predicted model, not a curated record.